AUGAGUAUCCUCAUGUCAAACUUCGUACUUGGUCUUUUCUCCACUUCAGGUCUUGCGGGUGAUGUCAACGACUGCUUCGAUGCAUGGAAGGCCAUAUCCAUGACCAUCUCCCCUAGCGAAACCACUCCAGCUCGCAGUGGCGUGGUGCUCCAGGAAGAGAACGCCAUUCUAUCAACCUCUAUUGCUGCCCUCUCGAGCCUACAUACUUCUUAUGUUAAUGUUGUGGUCCCCAGCUCCGUAUCCCAAAGCAGCUCUUUUAACACCGGUGCUUGCUCUGAGACAGCGCCCUGCACUGGCGAUAUCACAUACUACGACACUGCCACCACCGCAUCCAAUCCCAGUUUCUGUGGUACGACGAACAAUGGUUUGACCGAGUUCGUGGUCGCACUGCCCCAUGGUAUCAUCACAAACUCUGAUUGUGGGAAGACAGUGACUGUCACGUACAAAGGUAUAACCAAGACUGGUCAAGUUGUGGAUAAGUGUGUAGGUUGCGACAACACCUCAGUCGAUUUGUCUCGGGCUUUCUUCGAAGCUCUGGCGGGAUCUCUUGAUGCGGGCCGCAUCUCCGGUGUCAAGUGGUAUAUCAAUUGA
Messenger RNA from Penicillium subrubescens, 591 nucleotides. Its product is annotated as RlpA-like double-psi beta-barrel domain-containing protein. Lineage: Eukaryota; Fungi; Ascomycota; Eurotiomycetes; Eurotiales; Aspergillaceae. The transcript has a single exon. Bases 1 to 591 code for a protein of 196 amino acids. The record is from RefSeq and is a predicted model, not a curated record.